AUGGGUCAGUCCCGCUCCCGCGAGCAUCCGCUGUGCGACGCGGAUGACUCAGGAACCAGCAUAUCCAGUUCCUCCAACAUUGACUCCCCUAAUUCUCUUCCAUCGAAACCCCCAACGACAGAGCUGCCCAACGAACUCUGGCUUCACUCUUUCUCGUUCAUGGCUCUCAAGACGCUUAUAUUAUCGCGAAGUAUCUGCACGACCUGGCGCCGCCUCGUCCCCCUCGCUGAUCUCGACCCUACCCGCCGUCGACUCAUCGAUCUCUACGACACAGUAAUCAACUCGCCAUACUUCCUCUCUACCCGCCCCUGGACUGUCACCCACCUGCAGCUCUUCGACCGCGAGGCGUACAUCGCCGCCCUCGAGUCGCAGUACCCCUUCAUCCCGCCGGACUUUCGGAUGUUCAUCCUCGAAUGGCCGGGGCGUGCUGCGAUCCGCUCCAUCUGGCCUGGCCUACCUCUUCUCGACUGCAAGACUUCGAACAUCGAGCGCAUGCGCGGGGUUAACUUUAUCUCCCGCCAGCCUCCCCAGCUUUCUGCUCUCAUCUUCAAGGACGGCUACCCAGGUGUCGAGUUCGUUCCUGCAUUACUUAUAUGGAGACGCCGGGCCAGCACAACGUGGCUCGUGUUCGACGAGCGCCCGGGUCUUUUCGGUCGGGUGUUCGUUCUCUACAAUUUCGUCGAUGUGGAUGUCAUCCCGUACCACGACUACGGCGAUGGCGACGAAACCGAUUACCGGACCUUGGAGCCGGAGGGGGACUAUGGCGAUUUUCAAGUCCAAGAGGACUGGCUGGCGUAUCUGGGAUGGACAUGGGAGUGUUCUGGUGGCAUACACCACCCUCCCCCACGGUUCAGCGUUGUACAACCACAUGAUGAUGUGGCCGUUGAGCUGGAAGAUAAUGGCGUUUUCACGGACAGAACUUAUCAUGACGUUCCAGCUCCACCUUGGGUUAGACGACGAGAACCUCAAUUUUUGCAGCGUUUGAGUGAGAGUUAG
This is a messenger RNA of Cyclocybe aegerita, 996 nucleotides long. NCBI's taxonomy places the organism in Eukaryota, Fungi, Basidiomycota, Agaricomycetes, Agaricales, Hemipholiotaceae. The record is from the annotation of a GenBank genome assembly.